UAUGGCUAAAAGGGCUCAGCGCGUCGCAUUUGCAUUUCGUCAUAAUUCAUGGCCGCACUUGUUUUUGAGGCAUCAACGCUGAGUAAUGUUGUAGUCACAUGGUUUCACUACUGAAACGGUAAAAGGAUCUGACCCUGCUAUACGAGGAUGACAGGGGGCUUAAAGGGGCUGCUGCUUCUCUCUCUGUGUCUGGUGGUGUGGACAGUGCCAAUUGAACGCAACGCAGAUCCCCCUCAGGAGAAAACGGAGGAGAAUGCGGACACUGGUCUGUACUAUGAUCGCUACCUGAGGGAAGUGAUUGAGGUGCUGGAGACAGACCCUCACUUCAGAGAAAAACUCCAGACAGCCAACACAGAGGAUAUUAAGAAUGGACAUCUCAGUAAGGAGUUAGAUUUGGUGGGUCACCACGUAAGGACCCGACUGGAUGAGCUAAAGAGACAGGAGGUUUCACGCCUCAGGAUGCUGCUGAAGGCUAAAUUGGACAGCACCAAUACACAGAGUGUUCAGAUGGAUCAUGCCUCUUUGUUAAAGCAGUUUGAACAUCUGGAUCCUCACAAUCAGAGCACCUUUGAGGCCAAAGACCUGGAGUUACUUAUUGCCACGGCCACUAAAGACCUGGAGAAUUAUGAUGCAGAGCGUCAUGAAGAGUUUAAGCGGUAUGAGAUGAUGAAGGAACACGAGCGGAGGGAGUACCUAAAAAGUUUGGACCAGGAGAAGAGAGAAAAGGAGGAAAGGAGAAUUGAGGAGCUUAAAGAAAAGCACCGGCAACAUCCUAAAGUUCAUGCUCCGGGAAGUGAGGAUCAGUUACGUGAGGUUUGGGAGGAGACAGAUGGGUUGGAUCCACAGGAGUUUAAUUCCAAGACUUUCUUUAAGCUGCAUGACACAAAUGGCGAUGGUGUGUUGGAUGAGCAAGAGCUGGAGGCCCUUUUCACAAAAGAGUUGGAAAAGGUAUACAAUCCAAAGAAUGAAGAGGAUGACAUGAUGGAAAUGGAGGAAGAGAGGCUGAGAAUGCGAGAACAUGUCAUGCAAAACGUAGAUAUCAAUCGUGAUAGGCUGGUCAGCCUGGAGGAGUUUCUCAAAUCAACGGAGAAGAAAGAGUUUAACAACGCAAAGGAAUGGGAGAUGCUAGAUGACACAAAGCCAGUGUACACGGAAGAGGAACUGCAGCGCUUUGAAGCAGAACUUCAGGAUAAGGAGGUUGAGCUUGGCAGAAGGGCAGAGAAAUUAAGACAGGAGCAGGAAAUUCUCAAAGAGAGAAGCAAAGCACUGGAGGCCCAGAAAAGAGAAUAUCAGCAGGCUGUAAUGGAGAUGUCACAAAAACAAAAGGAGCAACAGGCAGUUAACAGACAACCUCCCUCUGGGCCUAAUGACGAACUCCUGUUUCAACAAGAGAUCCAGAAACUAACAAAUGAAGACAGUCCAGUGGUUAAAGUCCCUAUUGAUCAGAAUGGAGAUGUUCAGAGUAAGCUGCCAGCUGAGCCACCACAGAAUUUGCCUCACCACACCCAAUAACACACUUCUAUGUGCUUUUAAUACAAAAGGACUUCGAAACAUUAUAGCAUACUCACCUCAGUAUGCACUCCCUAAAUCACACACUUUCAUGUUGACUUCUGCUUUAUCCUCUGCUUUAUCCUCUGCAACCAAAAUCUGCUCAGAUCCGUAAACCUGUGGCAACCUUAUAAGCCGUGAAAAUGCUACGCCUAGGAUCUUGUAUGCUUACACGUAUUUGGUACAGUGGAAAUCAUUUUAACCAUUUAGCUAAAAGUCCUUACAUUUGCCCUGGUUUCAUUAUUAAGGUUUUCUGUUUUUAUUUGCUUUUUAAUGCAACAGAGAAACCCAAUAAGGCAGCAGCAUGUUUCUUGAACAAUAUGGUUCUUCCCUGUGUAUUACAUGUUUCUCUGAUAUGAGGUUUACUGAUAGAGGAGCACAUAUUCAUAAACCAAACAUACAGUAUGGACCUUAUUCAGAGUGGCGACAAAUUACAUUUUUGACAGGAAAACGAGUCUGUGAGGGAUAAAUUUACAGUCUCUUCAAUGUGUUGUACUAUUGUUUAAAUUGGAAUCUUUCUAAAAAAAAAAAUUCAGUAGACCAAAACUUUUGAAAAUAGUUGUGGGCUGGUUUGAGUAUUUCUGUGACUUCUGAUCUCCUGGGGUUUUCACACACAACAGUCUCAGGUCAAUGGAAAAUGACCAGACUGAUUCGAGCUGACAGAAAGGCUACGGUAACUCAUAUAACCGCUCUGUACUAUUGUAGUGAGCAGAAUAGCACCUCUGAAUUCACAACACGUCGAACCACAAGGCAGAUGGGCUACAACAGCAAAAUACCAUAUCGGGUUCCACUUCUGUCAGCCAAGAACAGAAAAAAACUGAGGCUGCAGUGGGCCUACCAUUUGUGCACCUCAGCAGAAAUCCAGAUUUGCCAGACCAGGUGAUGUUUUUCCAAUCAUGUACUGUCCAGUUUUUGUGAGCUUGUGUCCACUGCAGCCUCAGUUUCCAGUUUUAUGCUGACACUAGUGGUACCCGAAGGGAUCUGCUGCUGCUGUAGUCCAUUCACCUCAAUGUUCAAAUUGUUGUAUGUUCAGAAAUGAUUUUUGACAUAGAACUGUUGUAACAGGGUUAUUUGGGUUACUGUCACCUUCCUGUCAGCUUGGCCAUUCUCCUCUGCCAUCAACAAGGCAUUUUCGUCUACAGAAUUGCCGCUCACUAGAUGUUUUUUGCACCAUUCUCUUUACUAUCUAGAGACUGUUGUGUGUGUGAAAAUCCCAGGAGAUCAGCAGUCUGGCACCAACAAUCAUGCCAUAUUCAAAAUCACUGAGAUCACAUUUUCCCCCAUUCUGAUGGUUGAUGUUAACAUUAACUGAAGCUCCUGACCCGUAUCUGCAUGAUUUUAUACAUUACACUGCUGCCACACAAUUGGCUGAUUAGACAGUCGCCUGAAAAAGUAGAUGUACUGGUGUAUCUAAUAAAUUGGCCGGUGUGUGUGUGUGUGUGUGUGUGUGUGUGUGUGUGUGUGUGUGUGUGUGUGUGUGUGUGUGUGUGUGUAUGUAUGUAUGUAUGUAUGUAUGUAUGUAUGUAUGUAUGUAUGUAUAUAUAUAUAUAUAUAUAUAUAUAUAUAUAUAUUAGUGCUGCUCUGAAUAAGGUCUGUUAUUCAGAAACCACAAUGUGCAAUGAAUCUUCUUUAUAUUCUUGAUGUAAUACAACAUCACAAUUAUUUUAUGACAGUAUUGUAUUUCUCUCAUUUAAUACAUUAUUUUGAAAUGUUAUCAUGGCACAUUUUAAAUACUGAUAACUACAUCAGUUUAAGUUGUUUAAAUAACGUGGUUCCCUUGAUAUAAUGAAUACCUUGAAAUAAUGCUUUACAAAUAUCAUAUCAUAAAUAUCAGGCUGCAGUGUGAUAUUAUAAAACUGUGAUUGCAAUAAAUAUGAUCAAGUGUAUAAUGACACACAUAGGAUAACUCAGCCCAUAUGUCUCUUUAAGUUUUUUUUUUUUGGUCCAAAUGUCACUAUCUGCAGUUCUGCAUUUCUCUUUACACAAGUCAAUAAAUUUUUCUCACUACAGUCUCAACACUCCAAAUAUUUUUUGACAGUGUUGUGAUAGUGACAUUCUUCAGCAGUAUUUACUGAUUUGCAUUGAGUGUAGUUUGCUCACACUCCUUGCCACAUGGCACAUACUUGCUGUAAAUUUAAUUCCAAUUCUGUCAGACACUCCCUAACCCCAGUGACCUUGUUACUCCACCUAUUAUGUGACAGCUGUCACCUUUCAAUUACAUUCACGUGAUGCUGCCAUGGGAAUUUAAAUAUUUUUCUUACACCCAAACAUAAGCAUGGAACUCUGAAACUAAUGUUGUCCACAUAUUAAACUGUUCUCACAUAAAUUGUUUUCCUUAACUUGUAUACAGGGUUUUUGCUAACGAGAGACCGAUCAUAUCAGACUAGCCGAUUUGUGGGCUGAUCGUUAGCCAUUUUGAGAUUAUCAGCUUCAACCAAUAACAUGCCUGUCUAGCCAAUUAACAGAAGUGGUUGUUGUGUGUG
This is a messenger RNA of Xyrauchen texanus (razorback sucker), 4031 nucleotides long. Its product is annotated as nucleobindin-2-like. Gene Ontology annotation, cellular component: endoplasmic reticulum-Golgi intermediate compartment; extracellular exosome. Bases 148 to 1512 code for a protein of 454 amino acids. NCBI's taxonomy places the organism in Eukaryota, Metazoa, Chordata, Actinopteri, Cypriniformes, Catostomidae. The record is from RefSeq and is a predicted model, not a curated record. The transcript has 13 exons. Gene Ontology annotation, molecular function: calcium ion binding.